AUGGAGUGCAUCCCCUCCUUAAUAUCAGUGCUGCUCUACUUGCAUACUAGUUUUGCUUUACCCCUACAGCAAGCCGACUUAUUACUGGAUCGUCGACAAGUGACAGCCGCAUUCCCUGAUGUUUUCGCCGGACUACCUGGCUCCACGUCUUUCAGGCCUGCGCCGACCUCACCGCCCUCUCGUGUUUUGCCUUUGACGCCUGGAGCAUCCGCUGCAACUCCAACCUCAACCUCGCUAGCAGGGGUAGAGUUACCCAAUCAAAAUACUAUAACUAAUCUAUUCGUUCCGGGAACACGGUUCUUCCCACUGGGCGUCGUCAUCAUCUGUCUGAUCGUGAUCACAGGACUCACCGUCCUCAUGGUGAUAUUUGUCGUAUGGUCCCGUCGUAGAAAACGUUACAUUCCGCCUAACGUCCCUAUAUCUCGCCCCAUUCCUCCCAAGACACCUCCAGCGGUAAAGACGCCGAAGACACCUCCACCGGCAAAGACGACGGAGACACCUCUAGGACUGCUGGAGAAGUCCAAACGUAUGACCCGUAUGGGCCGAACAAGCGUCAUCCUAAUCACAUCUUCCUUCAACUACUGGGCCAACAAGCGCAAGUCCUCCGCCCUCCCAGCGUUACCAUACUCUGCCAAGGCGCUAUCCUUCUCAUCCUUCGGGACGACCAUAUCAUCCGCGCUCCCCACCCCGAAUGUUCCCAUUGAACUACAGGCAGAACCUAUGUCGGCGAUGCAGAGACAGGUUUCGAACGCAUCUGGUCUCUUCUCAGCUGGGCCCCUGUCAGUAUGGGACGGUCGAUCCCUGGCCUACGGCCCAGAUUCAGCUGUCUCCCGCGUACCCCCAACACCGCUGCCCAUGAACUUCCCAGCAAUAACGCCUAUUGAGCCAAAGUCGAGCUACAUCGAGCAGCUGGAGACGCCUGUCCAAGGUCCCGGCGGGGUUCCCCGUUUGCCCGUCAUUGCCAUUUCCCCGGUGGUCAGUUGGCCUCCACCUCUUCCCGGAACUUCAAUACCACCUGUACCCGAAAUACCUCCCCAGUUUGGUCGUCCGCAGCUGUCCCGGCUAACGAUCCCCAAUCCGAUCGUCAUUUCCAAACGACGCACCCCGGUGGUAGCCGUCGCUCCGCAUCUGGACCGACUGGAAGAGGAGGAGCCGGAGCCUGCGGGACGUCGGCCGCUGCCGAAGGUUCCCCCGCCGCCGCCUCCUCCCCAUGGACCGCUACCAGCCCCUCCAGACCGAAGAUGA
Dacryopinax primogenitus is the source of this 1245-nucleotide messenger RNA. RefSeq lists its product as uncharacterized. The transcript is spliced from 2 exons. The record is from RefSeq and is a predicted model, not a curated record. Lineage: Eukaryota; Fungi; Basidiomycota; Dacrymycetes; Dacrymycetales; Dacrymycetaceae. The coding region runs from base 1 to 1245 and encodes 414 amino acids.